Molecule: messenger RNA, 1383 nt
Organism: Babesia bovis T2Bo
Lineage: Eukaryota; Apicomplexa; Aconoidasida; Piroplasmida; Babesiidae
Exons: 5
Coding region: 75-1271 (398 amino acids)
Source: RefSeq, a predicted model, not a curated record
UGGAAUCAUGAUAUAUAAAAAGGAAGAAACAUUCAUUAACAUGGAAACAUACUAGGAAGAAAAUUUCCAGCUCCAUGUUCUAUAUAGAUCCACAAGCUGUAGGUUGCUGCGCAGUCGGCUGUUGCGCCCUUGCAGCUGGCCAUUAUAUCGCAAACAAUCUAUCUAAGCUACCACAUCCGUCAGAAUGUGGCUGUAUCGGAGGUAUUUAUCGUCUAGUGGGAUUGCAUGACCACGAUUCGCUAGAUAUCAUACUAGAACUGCACGAAGCCGCCGGAUACAUCGAAUCAGGAAAAUACUAUUUCGUUGUUGAAGCCGGCAGAACGUCAUAUCGCUCACUUGAUAUUAUUUCAAAAGAUGGAAAACUUCAAAUUCACGAAAAAAUGAAAGUCCAUGUAAGACAAUGCGAUGACUACAUUACACUCAUGCUUUAUAAACGUCAACUUAUGCGAGAUGUUUUGUGUGCUGAACUCAAACUAUCAGUAGUAAAUGAUCUCAUGGCUGAACGGCUUGCGAAAAGGCGCUGGUUCUCCAUGGUACAUGAUAGCAGGACAUCAACAAAGAUAAUGGUGUCAAUAUAUCAAAUAAGCGAUGAAAUGGCUUCACGCGAUCUUUCACCACUUGCGCUACAGGCAAUCAUCGAGGCACAGCAAGACGGAACGAUGAUGGAAGAAGAUAUCAUCGAGGAGCUUGAAAAUAUGGAUGAUUACGCGAAGUUGCGAUUCUAUUCAAAAGUCAUUUCUGGUCCACUCAAAAAGAUGAAUACAUUCGGGAGCAAAUGGACGAUGUUCUAUUUCAAGCCGUUGGAAAUAUCGAAUGGCAACUGGGAAUGGUGUGCCUGGCAUUCGAGAGAAGAUUAUGAUGCUGGACUAGAAGCCGUGGAGACAUAUCCGUUUCUAUCGAUAAGUGUGGUCGUAGCUGACCCUAGCAAUACGAAUUGCUUCUAUAUCAAGUACCAUAACAACGGCGAGGAUUUCGGCCUUUUGUUCAAAAGGGUGGAUCGGGGGCGGGACGUCUGGUCUGAUUCGCUCUAUGAAUUCAUCCAACGGGUGCGGGACAUUUAUUUCAAGAAUCCUAACAGGGAAAAGUUUAAAAUAUCUCACAAGCGUGUCAAGAGAUCGAAGCACCUGGAGCUCUCUCAGGUCAGUGAGGAGAUCACCGCCGAGAACCGGGAACUUAAGACCAAACUCGCCAUGUUUAGAUGCUUAAGAAGGCCCGUACACGGUUUGCGGGACGAUAACGUGCGGCACGAGCAUGUUAGCACAAUAUUGUGAUACAUGUGCAUCACAUGGUGAGGGGGUCCCAAGAUUCACUCUUUAUUUUCUUUGUUAUUUAGUGACGAAUAAAGAGACGCUAAUAUUAAUCUGCUUUGUAGAUUCUAUAUGC